AGUGAAAAGGGCAAUGAAUAGAAAAAUAAACAAGGCUCGCAUCACGAACUAGAUCUUGGCAGGUUCUACGUAUUUCAUUUCGCCAGAUGAACUCCUAUCCUAUCCUAUUCCAUGACAUCAGCACUGUGUUGCCGGUCGUCGUUGGUUCAUAUACUACAACAAGAAGAAAGGAAAAAAGAUGCCUGAGCGAGUAGAAGAUCUCCAGACUGAGCAUGAAGACAGAAGUGGAGCUCAUAAAGGUUUGCCUGACAUCUGGGAGCUUAAAGGCGAGUAUUACCAAGUUCUCGGCCAUGCCUGGGACCAUGAGGUGAAGGAUUUCAAGGUCAUUUAUCGACCACUGUAUCAUUGCACCGCUAAGCCUGAUAGAUUCCAAGCCCAUUACAUGGCCGCAUCUCAUUUUAGCCGAUGGGAAAGCAAGUUCAACAAAGUGUUGUUAUCCACGUGGGAAGACUUCGAGACUUUCAUACCACCAGAAGUGCGGAAGUUAGUGUUGCCAGGACCUUUCUGGGUGGAUCCUGAGUGGACAAAAGAGAACGGUUUCGCGGAAAGAACGAAGGAACGAAGCAGGGAGAUGAAGAGCAGAGGUGAAAUAGAUAGUACGAAUGAAGAUAAAUGCACUUUAGGUACCCGAACACAUGAAAUGAAAGACUUUCAUGUUGACACAUGAAGAAAUCGUAGCUUUCAAACACUCAAGUUGAAGAUAUGAUCAGCUUUCUGCACUACAACCUGUUGAACAAAAGAUGCAGAGCAAAUGAAAAUUCAAUUCAGGUCUCGGACCAGCCGCCGAGUGGAAAAAUGUUUAUGUGACUCCAGGCAGGUUUGGGUUUCUAACCACAUCUGUUUACUCUUCAAGACUGAUGUUGUUUUAUAGAUACAAAAGGCCUAGACACCAGGCACUUCUUCACUCGCACAUGAAAGUAGAACUACCUACAAAAAUAGCUCCGACGUAUGCCCUUGCCCUUCCCUCACUGCUGUCACUUCAAAAUCCAAAUAGGUGGAAAAGAUAGUACGCGAUGUACGUUUUUAGUUGAAAAGUGCAGUGGCUGUGGCUUAGACGAACAAAAUGAAAGUGGGUUUAGAAGUGCAUCACCCCAAGGACCCUUUUUCCUAUAUUUAUCCGAGGUUGAUAAAACCACGCAUCUAAAAAGAACACAUUUUUCAGGAGGAGGAAAAUCAAAAUUUUUAGUUCGAGG
This is a messenger RNA of Amoebophrya sp. A25, 1193 nucleotides long. NCBI's taxonomy places the organism in Eukaryota, Dinophyceae, Syndiniales, Amoebophryaceae. The record is from the annotation of a GenBank genome assembly.